Peromyscus eremicus (cactus mouse) is the source of this 1364-nucleotide messenger RNA. RefSeq names its product proline rich 22 (gene Prr22). NCBI's taxonomy places the organism in Eukaryota, Metazoa, Chordata, Mammalia, Rodentia, Cricetidae. The coding region runs from base 96 to 1349 and encodes 417 amino acids. The transcript has 3 exons. The record is from RefSeq and is a predicted model, not a curated record.
CCACCUAGCAACAGGGCAAACAGAACCCAGUGGGACUCUAUCCCCGAAGUGCCUCUGCUGCCACCCGGGCCCCCCCGGGGUGGCCUUUCUCCCCCAUGCAGCACCCCAAAACUCUCUAUCCCCCAGCCAUACCCCAGGAAGGCUUCGGCCCACGGGGCCUGGAGGGCACUGAGGUGCCAGGUGGCCCAGAACCCCUUUCCACCAUAGCCAGCACCAACCUGCUCUAUCAGACUCCCGGCCCAGACCAGGAUGAACUUUCAGCGCCUCCAGCAGGCUUCCAGAUGGCUCCCUGCGGCUGCUUCUUCGACCCUCGCAUCUACCGAAUCGAGUGGGCCACCUCUGACUUUGGCCAGUCGUCCCUGUACAAGGUGGCGGUGGCUGGCGGUCCCACCUUGUCCGGUGGCUACCUGCUGGAGGCCCCACCCUACCUCAAGGCCCCGGGGCCUCCGCCUGCACUCUAUCCCCACUACCAGCCGGCUCCCGGUGGGCCACAAUACCUCACACACUACCUUCCACCCGAGGAGCCUGGGCCCGAGGCACUGGGCUUUGUGGGGGAUGGAGGGCCCCUCAACUUCAUGGAGAUGCUCAGAGAUGGCCUGGUACCCCCACCAGCCCCUAAAGAGACUAAGCCACCUCCCUUGCUCAUCCCAGUCCCCACGGCACACACGCUGCCGCCCGGGCCCUAUGGCCAUCUCAGUGGCCAUGCCAGCCAGUUCCCAGGGCCCCAGGUGGCCAUGAGGCCCAUCAAAGCCCCCAGGGAGCUGCAGGGCAAUGCUGUGGCCAGGCCGGGUCUGCAGUUCCCUCCUGGCCCUGCGGAGCCCAAGGUGGCUGAGGUGGAGGAUGUCGCUCCGAUGGGCUCAGGUGAGACUAUGCCUCCCGAGGUGGCCCGUGCUUUCUUCCUACCGGACAAGGUCCUUCUAGAAGAUGCCAUGAAACUUUUCGAUUGUCUCCCUGGGGGCGCUGAACCUGAGGCGGCCCUGCACAGAGGUCCCGGGCCUGGCCCGCGGGACAGUGGUGGCGGUGGGGACGACUGCACAGCGGACAUCCGCUCCCUGCACCUGCCCGACGACCUGCUCUCCUUCGAUUAUGGCGUCCCUGAGGUCCUGGAUGCCGUGGCCAGCGUGGAUUACGUUUUCAGCUUUAAGGCCCUGGACGAUGAGCUGCUGCCCCACGUGGGGGUCCCUGUCGCUGACACGGUGGCCCCUGGCCUGCGGUCCCAUCAGUCAGGGAAGACGACCACCACGUCUACCAAGAAAGGGAAACCCGGUGGCAGACACAGGCAGACCGCGGGCCCGGCUGGUACUGCUGCCGCAGGACCCAGGCCGGACCCUGGAGCUGCCCCCAAUUAAAGCAAUUUGAUCUCU